AUGUGCGAUCACCAUCGCGAUUCAUUUGCUUCGGAUGCAGCAUCCGGAGCAGAGCCUGGAAUGGAUCUUUUCGACAUUCCGCUUGUUGAAACGGAUGAUCCAUUGUUCAUUGUCAUCUCUAAACUUUCUCAGAUAUUGAAGUGGGAUUAUUCAACGACAGCCCAAGACGACUGGGGCCUCAACGAAAGUCGGGGCGUAGCAUGUGAAUUUGUUGCAUGGCAAUUUCUGUGUCAUCUCAACCAACGAGAAACGAUCGAAGUUCUCUUGGAAGAACUGCCAAGCUCGAGACGCGAGUCCACUACGUCUUUCGAGCCUGAGACAGGGUCCAACUACAGCGCUACCAGAGAGUCGCACGAGUCGACGCCGUUGCUUGAAGGCCAGCAUUUGAGUGGUCAUCAAUCCGAUUGCUGGCAGGGAAAGCAAGCAUCCCACUGUCAGCAUCGGAACAAUCAUCGCGGCUCACAAUUCGAUACCGUGGGAGAUGGUGACAUGAUGAGGAUCUCAAGAUUCUUUGGAUUGAAUGCCCUUGAAAUUGCAGCUAUUGCUGGUGCCAAAAAGUUUCUUAGUCAGCGUGUUGUUCAACGCGUGGUCAACGGUAUCUGGAAUGGUGAUAUCAUAUUCUGGGACUCUCUCACAGUUCAUUCCUUGAAAAAGCCGCAACGCUUUAAUCGAAAGUACUUCACCCAAACGCUCUCUGAUCGAACCGCGGACCCAUAUUCGCGCUUGCGAGUACCUGUAUACCGCAAGAUGUUCGAGGCCGCCUUUUUCCUCUCAUUUCUUUUUCUUUACUACUGUGUCCUCGUUGAGCGUAAAACUAACGGCUUAGGGCUUUUUGAAACACUCAUGGACAUCUGGAUUCUUGCCUUUGCUUACGAUGAAUUGAGCGGCUUCAUAGAUGCAGGCAUCAUGUUUUAUCAGACAGAUUUUUGGAGCCUAUGGAACUUGGGGAUCAUUGGAGUAGGAUUCGCCUUUAUUGGAACAAGAGCUGUUGGCCUUCUUCAGAAUAACGAUUUUAUCUUGGAUCUGUCAUUUGAUAUUUUGUCACUGGAAGCGUUGUUCUUAGUCCCACGGUUUGUUGUCCCUGGUCCAAGAUAUGACCCGCAAUUUGUCUCUAAUUUGACAUCGAGUCUGCAGGAUCUGCUCUCUCGUGAGCCUAAAUUCAUACUUCGGAAGCCUAGUACGUUGAUAUCUUCACUAACUAUACCCGUGCUUAAGGAGAUGGCUGACAACCCCUGGCGUGAACUCCAGACGAAGGCGUUUCUACGAUUUCUGCCUGUUGUGAUAGUCCUCUACAUUGGGUUUCUUACCACGUUCACAAUGCUGGCUCGCGACCGAUUGUCCCUCAAACAGAUGUCAUGGAUGCUAGUUAAGGUCUUCUUUGGCUCGCCUGAGAUUUCCCCAAUCUUUGGCUACGGCUUGAUGAUGGUCUUCGUCGCAAUGACCAAUAUUCUACUGCUUUCGUCGCUUAUCAGUCUGAUGAGUAUGAGUAUGGAAGGGGUAAUGCGACAUGCCCGUGAGGAAUACCUUUUCCAGUCAACGCCGUUUCUCCCACCAUUUUUUUGUGGUGGUUCAGUACUGAUCUUGCUGCUUGGCAGGUUGUCCAUUUACGUUUUGGAGAGCAGUAACUCCCGACGACUCACCUAUUUCAUGCCUCCAUUGAAUUUGAUACCUUUGCUAUGCAUCCGGCCUAUGCGACUUUUCCUAUCCGCAGGGACUGUCCGUCGUGUCCGCAUCAUGCUACUUCGGGCAACACAUCUGCCCUUUGUCGCUUUGAUCUCUGCUUAUGAGCACAGUCAAAGGCAUCUUCGACGUUCAACGGCUACUAGCCUCCCCCCGCCCUCCACUGCGAAACCUCCGCGUACCUUUGGUGGCGACCGAGGUGUUUCCCGGUGGCAGGACCCACCGCUGUCCUCCAGCAGGUCGACACGUCGAGCAGACCUGGCGAAGAGACGGCUUAGUGUGCCCCAUGACAUCUCCUGUGAGUCGAGUAUGGCGCGGCCCGACGAGGCACACCUAGUAGAGCUCCUGAACACGGUGGAUCGACUACAAGUACAAGUAGAACGCUUGACUACCGAACCGCCACGUUGA
Molecule: messenger RNA, 2088 nt
Organism: Penicillium diatomitis
Lineage: Eukaryota; Fungi; Ascomycota; Eurotiomycetes; Eurotiales; Aspergillaceae
Exons: 13
Coding region: 1-2088 (695 amino acids)
Source: RefSeq, a predicted model, not a curated record